Messenger RNA from Phytophthora nicotianae INRA-310, 366 nucleotides. RefSeq lists its product as hypothetical. The coding region runs from base 1 to 366 and encodes 121 amino acids. The transcript has a single exon. The record is from RefSeq and is a predicted model, not a curated record. NCBI's taxonomy places the organism in Eukaryota, Oomycota, Peronosporomycetes, Peronosporales, Peronosporaceae.
AUGCCGGCGAGUGCGAGGCAGUUUUCUGACGCUUGGACUUCGGCUUGGUCCUCCAAGCCUUUGGCAUGUGGAUACCUCGACGACUGGGAGUUGGGCUUGAAGCAGCCGCAGCCGAUUCUUCGCCAGUGGCAGCUGCCGACCAUACUCUACUACCUCGACCAGAUGGAACUGGAGUCUUCUCUUCAGAUGAAUCCUCGGAGCUACCAUCGUCACUUCCAUGGCGACUACGCUUGGAGUGCAGCUCUGAACUUGUUGAGCAGUCUUGGCCAAGGCUUCAGCAGGGGCGAACGGAUCUUCUUGAUCGCCUGCCUCUUUCUGGAAUUACAGGGGAGUGAGGAAGGUGCCCUGGUCAAGGCCGAGUGUUGA